This is a messenger RNA of Daphnia pulicaria, 878 nucleotides long. Its product is annotated as cAMP-regulated phosphoprotein 19-A-like. Bases 131 to 559 code for a protein of 142 amino acids. NCBI's taxonomy places the organism in Eukaryota, Metazoa, Arthropoda, Branchiopoda, Diplostraca, Daphniidae. The record is from RefSeq and is a predicted model, not a curated record. Gene Ontology annotation, cellular component: cytoplasm. The transcript has 4 exons. Gene Ontology annotation, molecular function: protein phosphatase inhibitor activity.
AGAAAAUUUCUGAGAGGAAGAGUUAACAUGGCAGUGGCGCUACCAGUAUUCUAUAGCUCUCGGAGAGGUGUUCGUUGGUUGUCUCCACUGGCGCUGAACACUUGUAAACUACAUUAAUUAAAAAAGAGCAAUGUUGCAUUGUUGCUAUGCAGACGACAAUAGCAGACAAGGGGUUAUUUCGGCGAACGGGGCACCGUACAUUCCCAAGGAAAAUCAAAUUACACAAUUCAAAGAAGAAACCAAAACCAUGGCUACUCUAAUAGAUAUUGAGAAAUUAGAAGAAGAGAAGUUGAAAGCUCGUUACAAUGCGUACCCUGUAACUGGACACUCAGCAUUCUUUCAAAAGAGACUUGCCAAAGGCCAAAAAUACUUUGACUCUGGAGAUUAUCAGAUGGCAAAACAAAAAGGAUCAGCUAAAAUAUUGUCUGCAGCAGCAACAGCAAUAAUCCCACCUGCCAAUCUUGGACACCCAACUGGGGAUGCCAUUCCAACUCCAGAAUCUGUUCCUACCAGGAAAACAUCCAUCAUUCAGAGAAAACUGGCAAGUCCUGCCAUGUAAAAGAGAAACAUCAGCUGAAAGGCUUAACCGUUCGCUGGCAUGAAUUUGGUAUCGGGCAGUUUAAAUUCAAUGUGGUGUAAUAUCUUCAUGAUCGUUUUACGUUUCGGUGUCUGCAUAUUUUUUUUUUUUUUAUCUUUCUUUAAACAAUUUUUUUUUCUCAAUCUUUGGCCGCGCUCUCUACUAUUUUCCAGCACUGCCUUUUUUUCUUCGCUUGAAAUGUUGAGAAAAAAAAACAGAUUUCCGUAAAUCAGGAGACGCUAAAUAGUUACACUCCUUUCCCUCGUUAAAAAAAUGGAAUACAUAAGUGGCACCACUUCAA